Puccinia triticina is the source of this 2460-nucleotide messenger RNA. RefSeq lists its product as uncharacterized. Gene Ontology annotation, molecular function: GTPase activity; U3 snoRNA binding; GTP binding. The transcript has 4 exons. Bases 1 to 2460 code for a protein of 819 amino acids. Gene Ontology annotation, cellular component: preribosome, small subunit precursor; nucleus. NCBI's taxonomy places the organism in Eukaryota, Fungi, Basidiomycota, Pucciniomycetes, Pucciniales, Pucciniaceae. Gene Ontology annotation, biological process: ribosome biogenesis; maturation of SSU-rRNA from tricistronic rRNA transcript (SSU-rRNA, 5.8S rRNA, LSU-rRNA); endonucleolytic cleavage of tricistronic rRNA transcript (SSU-rRNA, 5.8S rRNA, LSU-rRNA). The record is from RefSeq and is a predicted model, not a curated record.
AUGACCGCCAGCAAGACCGCCCAGCAGGCCCACCACCACCGCUCCACCCUUUCCCAGACCAACAAGCGAUUCAAGGCACGCCACGCAACGAAGGGAUCGCUCAAACAGGUCGCCAAAGGCAGACUCGAAAAGGAUGCGAGUCAGGGCAAGCCAAAACAUGCCAGCCAGUCCGGCCAGAAAGCUCACCGGAAAAACCAAGCAAAGCAACUCCAGGCACACAAAGCCGCACUCCAGGCAGGCUGCCAGAAGGUGUUCUCCGGGCCCAACCCAGCCCCCAGGGUCAUCGCAAUCCUAGCGCUCUCCGGAGAUCUCGACCCACUCGCAGACGUCUUGAACCCAAUCCGAACAGCCGCCAAUCUCGCCGACCCCAUCCACCCAGACUCCCGGACGAUCACCUUCACUUGGCCCCAUUCUUCCCGCUCAUCCCCAAGUCUGCUCCAGUUCGUUCUCAUCCCACAUCGUGCCCCGCUCGGCCAGGUCCUCUCCACCGUCGCCGCUUCCGACUUCCUGAUCACCUCUCUCUCAGCCGUAGAAGAAGUCACCCCCUGGGGUGAAACGACCCUCAGAGCUAUCCAAGCCCUUGGGGGUCCAGCCUUGGGUGUCCUUGGACUGGUCUCCCAUCUCGAGUCAUUAAACGGAACCCGUGAAACUCAAAAAACCCGCGAAAGUCUCACGAGCUUCCUCCGAUACUUCUUCCCUGAAUCUCUCCUGCUCAACCGGCUCGUCUCAGCUGAUAAACCUGAAGAAAUCUUGGUUGCUAUCCGGAGUAUUCUCGCCAAACUACCCAAUCGAGCCGCGAAUGGUCUCCCCAUCGGGUGGAGAGAGGGUCGAGGUCGGUUGGUGGCCGAGAAGAUCGACUGGGAAGAUGGCACGUUGAAAAUAACCGGCCAUGUGCGGGGCGGACGUUUCAGUGCCAACAGACUGGUCCAUUUACCCUUCUUCGGUGACUAUCGGGUCAGCACGAUUACUAUGGCUGAAAAUGGAAUGGUCGUCUCGGCCCGCACCGAUGAGGAAGCGGAUGAUCUCGUCUCAGAGAAUUGCCCUUCGGCGGGUGAUGAACUGAUGGCCGAACAAACCUGGCCAACCGAAGAAGAGAUAGCUAGUGCACCAGCCCAUCAACAGGCGAACAAGAAAGCACGACGUGUUCCCGUUGGUACCAGUGAAUACCAGGCUGCGUGGAUCGUGGACGAAGAUGGUGAAGGUAUCGAAGAUGAUGACGAAGAAGAUGAAGAGAUUGAAGGAAACAAUGAGUUAGACGAAUCCCCAAACCACUCUCAGGGAGAUGAAGACGAAGACGAAAUGGAGGAUUUGAAAGUCAACAACCAAGCCGGCUCGUCCAAGGAUGUACACUUCAUGGAUCUGUCCGAAGAAGCUGAGCAAGCCGAUCUAGCCCAGUACCGUGCCGAUCGACAACGCGAGCGAGAGCGCGCUGCAAAAGAAGACGACGAGUUUCCCGAUGAAAUAGAUACUCCUCUAGACGUCCCAGCUCGACAAAGAUUUGCAAGGUAUAGAGGGAUGAAGAGUCUUCGCACAAGCGAGUGGGACCCUUACGAAAAUUUGCCGAUCGAAUAUGGCAAGAUUUUCGCUUUCCAAGGCUGGAAAUCUAUGGGUCGAAAGCUGGCUCAAAAAGCAAAUGAACGGGAAGCAGGAGCUGGACCUGGCAUGUUGAUCACCCUUCACGUCGAGCAAUUCCCACAGUCGGGCUUCGAAGCUUUAGUAUCCUCUCCUCAACAAACCCUAGUCGCCUUUUCACUUCUGAAACACGAGCACAAAUACUCCGUGAUGCACUUCACAACCCAAAGAAAUACGGAGUUCGAGGGAGAAAUCAAAUCAAAAGACCCGCUGAUAAUGUGUGCCGGGUUUAGAUUCUAUGAGGUCCGGCCGAUAUGGUCGCAGCCGUCGAUUCGAGCCAGUAACAAUGUGCACAAGUUUGAACGAUAUCUGCGACCUGGUAAGAUGAAUAUCGGGAGCGUUUAUAUGCCUGUCACCUUUGGCUCCACAACACCCGUGCUCGUUUUCAAACAAGAAGAUGAUCCCGACCUUCCAAUCAGCCUCGUCGGUAAUGGAACUUUGAUCGGUAGUGAACCGCAGAGGAUCAUUGCCAAACGGAUCAUAUUGACCGGCCAUCCGUACAAAGUUCACAAGAAAACAGCGACCAUUAGGUAUAUGUUUUUCAAUCGAGAAGAUAUUGAAUAUUUCAAGCCGAUCGAGCUGAAGACGAAGAAGGGGAAAGUUGGGCACAUCAAAGAACCACUAGGAACGCAUGGAUAUUUGAAAGCGAAAUUUGAUGGACCAAUCGACCAGAUGGAUACGAUCUGUUUAUCACUCUACAAACGAUGUUUCCCGAAAUGGUCGACCACCAAAUUGAUCAACUUGGACCACCAUCUUGCCACUGUUUUCUUCAAGUCCAAUCAAACUCAUAAUACGAUCCCUUCCGCCACGAUGGAGAUUGAUUGUUGA